CUCUUGGGAGAUGGGAAGUAAUGAUAGCUGGCACCUGAACUGAAAUCUGUGUGUAGGCACUACCAUCCCAGCACUUCAGGAUGAAUGGGGAUAUGCCUCAUGUUCCCAUCACUACUCUUGCAGGGAUUGCUAGUCUCACGGAUCUUUUGAACCAGCUGCCUCUUCCAUCGCCUUUACCUGCUACAACUACAAAAAGCCUGCUUUUUAAUGGACGGAUUGCAGAAGAGGUGAACUGUCUUUUGGCAUGUAGGGAUGAAAAUCUGGUUUCACAGCUUGUACACAGCCUCAACCAGGUGUCAACAGAUCACAUAGAACUGAAAGAUAACCUUGGCAGCGAUGAUCCGGAAGGAGAUAUACCAGUCUUGCUGCAGGCUGUCUUGGCAAGGAAUCCUAAUGUUUUCAGGGAGAAAAGCAUGCAAAACAGAUAUGUGGUACAAAGUGGAAUGAUGAUGCCGCAGUACAAACUUUCUCAGAAUUCCAUGCACGGUAGUCCUGCAUCUUCCAAUUAUCAGCAAACCACUAUCUCUCAUAGCCCUUCCAGUCGCUUUGUGCCACCACAGUCAAGUUCUGGUAACAGAUUUAUGGCACCACAAAACAGCCCAGUGCCUAGUCCGUAUGGUCCUCAAAGCCCUGCAGGAUACUUGCCAUAUUCACAUCCUCCAAGUUACACGCCGCACCCGCAAAUGCAGCAAGCUUCGGUAUCCAGUCCCAUUGUCUCAGGCGGAAUGAGGAAUAUACAUGAAAAUAAGGUUACAAGUCAGUUGUCUGGAAGUUCAGCCAAUCAUCAUACUGAUAAUUCUAGACAUGGCUCCAGUGAAGACUACCUGCAGAUGGUGCACAGAAUAAGCAGUGAAGAUGGAGAUUCUUCGAUAAGGAACGCUGCAUCAUUCUCCUUGAGGUCUCCACAAUCAGUGUGCUCUCCUGCUGGAAGUGAUGGAACACCUAAAGGAUCAAGACCACCAUUAAUACUUCAAUCUCAGCCUCCACCUUACUCAUCACCUAGAGAUGUUCCCCCAGACAUAUUAUUAGAUUCUCCAGAAAGAAAGCAAAAGAAACAAAAGAAAAUGAAGUUAGGCAAGGAUGAAAAAGACCAGAAUGAAAAGGCUGCAAUGUAUGAUAUCAUUAGCUCUCCAUCCAAGGACUCUACUAAGCUUACGUUAAGACUCACUCGCGUAAGAUCUUCAGAUAUGGACCAGCAGGACGAUAUACUUUCUCUGGAAAACAGUAAUGUUUCAGAAGGGGAUAUUUCUUUUAACGUUCAGUAUCCAGGACAGACUUCUAAAACCCCCGUUACUCCACAGGAUAUUAAUCGCCCACUAAAUGCUGCUCAGUGUUUGCCACAGCAUGAACAAACCGCAUUCCUCCAGGCACAACAAGUGCCUGUUUUACAACCGAACACUUCAAUUUCUGCAAAACAACCUCAGAAUCCUUUGGUACAGUCGCAUCAACAGGUUUCGCAACAUGGAACUAUAACGCCAUACGAUGAAGUAGAAUUGGAUGCGUUGGCUGAAAUUGAACGGAUAGAACGUGAAUCAGCUAUUGAAAGGGAGCGAUUUUCAAAAGAAGUGCAAGACAAAGAUAAACCUUUGAAGAAAAGAAAACAAGAUUCCUAUCCACAGGAGGCUGGAGGUGCUACUGGAGGAAACAAACCAGCUUCUCAGGAGACAGGUUCUGCGGGAAAUGGGUCAAGGCCAGCCUUGAUGGUUAGUAUUGAUCUUCAGCAAGCAGGACGGGCAGACUCUCAGGCAGCUGUAACUCAGGAUUCAGACAUCAUCAAAAAGCCUGAAGAGAUGAAGCAGUGUAAUGAUGGUUCUGUGUUUGUUUCCCAAGAGGAUGUCGGAGUACUUAAACUAAAAUCUGAGAACCAUCCUGAAACCCCUAGGAAAAAAUCAGAUUCCGAAAGUUUAAAGGUGGAAAUACAACACAAUGAGAACAAACAAGCAGAAGUGCAGCAAAAUGAGAGUAAACGGAUAGAAACAAAACAUAGUGAAAGCAAACAGACAGAAAUUAAACAUGAAAGCAAACACGAAAGUAGGCAAACGGACGUAAAACCAAACGAGAGCAAGCAAAAUAAUGGCAAACAGGAUAUAAGACAAAGACCUGAGACUCCAAAACCGAAAAAUGAAGUGAGGCCGGAUACCCCAAAGCAGAAAAAUGAAGGCAGACCAGAAACCCCAAAGCAGAGGAAUGAAGGCAGGCCAGAAACCCCAAAACACAGGCAUGAAAACAGGCGGGAUUCUGGUAAAUCCUCUUCAGAAAAGAAGCCCGAUUUAUCUAAACACAAAAUGGACAUGAAAUCUGAUCCUUCCAGGGUGAAAUCUGAAAGGCCUGAUGCAUUAAAACAGAGACCAGAUGGACGUUCUGUUUCUGACUCAUUAAGGCGUGAUCAUGAUAACCUUAAACAAAAAUCUGAGGACCGGGGUGAAUCUGAGAGACAUAGAGGAGAUUCUUCAAAGCUAAAAAGACCUGAGUAUUUGAGGUCUUCAAGUAAGACUGAGCACGACUCUAAAUAUGUCAUUAAGUCUGAUAACACAAAAGCUGAAAGACUGGAUAGAAAACACAGACAUGUGUCUGGUGAGUCCCGGGAUAGGCUGUCUUCUGGGGAUCAGAGAUCAAGACCUGACAGCCCUCGCAUUAAACAAGAAAGUAAAAGUGAUAUUAGUAAAUUAAGACCGGACAGACCAGGUUUCAAGUCGCCCAAUAGUAAAGAUGAACGAAGGACAGAUGGUAAUAAGAGCAAACUGGAUAGUAAUAAAGCACAUACUGACAGCAAAGCAGGAUUUCCCAGUUAUUUGUUGGGGGGAAGAUCUGGGGCUUUGAAACACUUUAUCAUUCCAAAAAUAAAGCGGGAUAAAGAUGGCAAUGUCAUGCAUGAUUCAAGGAAAUCGGAAAUUAAGGGUGAACCAAAGGACAAAGUAGAGAAGAUUGGGCUAGUGGAGGAUCUAAACAAAGGAGCUAAACCAGUUGUUGUUCUGCAGAAGCUUUCUUUGGAUGAUGUACAAAAAUUUAUUAAGGACAGAGAAGACAAAUCUAGGAGCUCUUGUUUCAAAUCUAACAAGAACAAGUCAUCCAGACCAAACAAAGGUAGCAUAGAUCAGUCAGUGUUAAAGGAAUUACCUCCUGAACUGCUAGCAGAAAUUGAAUCCACCAUGCCUCUUUGCGAACGAGUGAAAAUGAACAAACGUAAACGUAGCACUGUAAACGAGAAACCAAAAUAUGCUGAAAUCAGUUCAGAUGAAGACAAUGACAGCGAAGAGGCUUUUGAAACUUCUCGUAAAAGGCAUAAGAAAGACAGAAAUGAAGAUAAAGCUUGGGAGUAUGAAGAGCAUGACAGACGAGGUUCUGGAGAUCAUCGAAGGGGUAGUCAUUACCACGAAGGAAGGAGGAGCUCUGGAAGCAGUCGAUAUCGCAACCGCAGUCCAGAGGACUCAGAUGUGGAUGACUAUUCCCCUCCUCCUAGCCUCAGCGAAGUGGCUAGAAAAAUGAAGAAGAAAGAAAAACAGAAGAAAAGAAAAGCUUAUGAACCAAAGCUAACACCGGAAGAAAUGAUGGAUUCUUCUACAUUUAAGAGGUUCACUGCUUCAGUAGAAAAUAUUUUGGACAACUUGGAAGACAUGGAUUUUACCUCAUUUGGUGAUGAUGAUGAAAUGCCUCAAGAGUUACUACUGGGAAAACAUCAGCUUAGUGAAUUGGGUAGUGAAUCUGCCAAAAUUAAAGCAAUGGGCAUUAUGGACAAGCUUUCAACGGAAAAAACAGUGAAAGUCUUAAACAUUUUGGAGAAGAAUAUUCAAGAUGGUUCAAAGCUUUCCACAUUGCUCAACCACAAUAACGACACUGAAGACGAGGAAAGAUUGUGGAGAGACUUGAUUAUGGAGAGAGUCACAAAAUCUGCAGACGCCUGCCUUACAGCGAUCAACAUCAUGACAUCCCCCAAUAUGCCCAAAGCCGUGUAUAUUGAAGACGUAAUAGAAAGAGUCAUUCAGUACACUAAAUUUCACUUGCAAAACACUCUGUAUCCUCAAUAUGAUCCUGUUUAUCGGUUGGAUCCUCAUGGUGGUGGUGUGCUAAGCUCAAAAGCAAAGCGUGCCAAGUGUUCCACCCAUAAACAGAGAGUAAUAGUGAUGCUGUACAACAAAGUUUGUGAUAUUGUUAGCAGUUUGGCUGAAUUAUUGGAGAUCCAGCUUCUUACUGACACCACUAUUCUUCAGGUUUCUUCAAUGGGGAUUACACCUUUUUUUGUAGAAAAUGUCAGCGAACUUCAGUUGUGUGCCAUCAAGCUAGUCACUGCAGUCUUCUCAAGAUAUGAAAAGCAUAGGCAAUUGAUACUAGAAGAAAUUUUCACAUCACUCGCAAGACUACCAACCAGCAAAAGAAGUCUGAGGAAUUUCAGAUUGAACAGCAGUGAUACUGAUGGAGAGCCUAUGUAUAUUCAGAUGGUGACUGCACUGGUGCUACAACUUAUUCAGUGUGUUGUACAUCUACCAUCGGGAGAGAAGGACUCAAACUCUGAAGAGGAAUCAAAUAAGAAGGUGGAUCAGGAUGUCCUAAUUACGAACUCAUAUGAAACAGCCAUGAGAACAGCACAAAACUUCCUUUCAAUUUUCCUUAAGAAAUGUGGUAGCAAGCAAGGUGAAGAGGAUUAUAGGCCAUUGUUUGAGAACUUUGUUCAAGAUCUUCUUUCCACGGUCAACAAACCAGAGUGGCCAGCUGCAGAGCUGCUGCUUAGUUUAUUGGGGAGAUUAUUGGUCCAUCAGUUUAGUAAUAAAUCUACAGAGAUGGCUUUGAGGGUGGCCUCACUUGACUAUCUUGGAACUGUAGCCGCACGAUUGAGGAAGGAUGCCGUCACUAGCAAAAUGGAUCAGGGAUCGAUAGCCCGAAUUUUGAAACAGGUCUCAGGAGGGGAAGAUGAAAUACAGCAGCUGCAAAAGGCGUUGCUAGAUUAUUUAGAUGAAAAUACGGAGACUGAUGCUUCAUUAAUGUUUUCUCGGAAAUUUUACAUAGCUCAGUGGUUUCGGGACACUACGAUGGAGACUGAGAAAGCAAUGAAGUCUCAAAAGGACGAAGAUUCGUCUGAAGGAACGCACCAUGCAAAAGAAGUUGAGUCGACGGGACAAAUCAUGCACAGAGCAGAAAGUCGCAAAAAAUUUCUUCGUAAAAUCAUUAGAAUUGCACCCUCUCAGUUCAGUACAUUAAAGAUGAACUCUGAUACUGUGGACUAUGAAGAUGCUUGCUUGAUUGUUCGCUACUUGGCCUCUAUGAGGCCGUUUGCCCAGAGCUUCGAUAUUUAUUUGACACAGAUUCUGCGUGUGCUUGGUGAAAAUGCAAUUGCUGUUCGAACAAAAGCCAUGAAGUGUUUGUCUGAGGUUGUUGCUGUAGACCCCAGCAUUCUAGCCAGGCUGGAUAUGCAACGUGGUGUUCAUGGACGGUUGAUGGAUAAUUCCACUAGUGUACGAGAAGCAGCCGUUGAAUUACUUGGUCGGUUUGUGCUUUGUCGACCACAGCUUGCUGAACAGUAUUAUGACAUGCUGAUUGAGCGAAUACUGGAUACUGGUAUUAGUGUCAGAAAGAGAGUGAUAAAGAUUCUUCGAGAUAUCUGCAUUGAACAACCCACAUUCCCCAAAAUUACAGAAAUGUGUGUAAAAAUGAUUCGCAGAGUGAACGACGAGGAAGGCAUUAAGAAACUGGUAAAUGAAACAUUCCAGAAGCUGUGGUUUACUCCGACGCCUCAUAAUGACAAAGAAGCAAUGACCAGGAAAAUACUGAAUAUCACUGAUGUGGUUGCAGCUUGUAAAGAUACAGGGUAUGACUGGUUUGAACAACUUCUUCAGAACUUGCUGAAGUCUGAAGAAGAUGCUUCCUAUAAGCCUGUGAAGAAAGCCUGUAUUCAGCUGGUGGAUAAUUUGGUUGAACACAUUCUAAAAUACGAAGAAUCUCUAGCAGAUUCAGACAACAAAGGUGUGAAUCCAAAUCGGUUGGUAGCUUGCAUAACCACUUUGUUCUUAUUCAGCAAAAUCAGGCCCCAGUUAAUGGUCAAACAUGCUAUGACCAUGCAGCCGUACCUUACCACUAAGUGCAGCACUCAGAACGACUUUGUGGUGAUCUGCAAUGUUGCAAAAAUUCUGGAGUUGGUAGUGCCACUGAUGGAGCAUCCGAGUGAGACCUUCCUUGCUACUAUUGAAGAAGAUCUCAUGAAGCUUAUAAUCAAAUACGGCAUGACAGUAGUGCAGCACUGCGUUAGUUGUCUUGGGGCUGUCGUGAACAAGGUCACUCAGAAUUAUAAAUUUGUCUGGGCCUGUUUUAAUAGAUAUUACGGUGCACUUUCAAAGUUAAAAAGUCAACAUCAGGAAGACCCAAACAGCACGGUACUCACAGCAAAUAAACCAGCACUCCUUAGAUCCCUUUUCACUGUGGGGGCCUUGUGUCGGCAUUUCGAUUUCGAUCAAGAAGAUUUUAAAGGCAACAGCAAGGUUAACAUUAAGGACAAAGUACUUGAACUGCUGAUGUAUUUUACCAAACAUUCGGAUGAGGAGGUACAAACAAAAGCCAUUAUUGGUCUAGGGUUUGCAUUUAUACAACACCCGGGUCUAAUGUUUGAACAGGAGGUGAAAACACUGUAUAACAACAUCCUUUCUGAUAAAAAUUGUUCGGUAAAUUUAAAAAUCCAAGUGCUAAAAAACCUCCAAACGUACCUUCAAGAGGAAGAUACACGGAUGCAACAGGCAGACAGAGAAUGGAAAAAGGUGGCAAAGCAGGAAGAUCUGAAAGAAAUGGGUGACAUUUCCUCAGGGAUGAGUAGCUCAAUCAUGCAACUCUAUCUGAAGCAGGUCCUCGAGGCUUUCUUUCAUGCGCAGUCCAGCGUGCGUCACUUUGCUCUCAACGUUAUUGCACUGACGCUAAACCAGGGUCUUAUCCAUCCAGUUCAGUGUGUGCCAUAUUUAAUAGCUAUGGGCACUGACCCAGAGCCAUCUAUGAGGAACAAAGCUGACCAGCAGCUGGUGGAGAUAGACAAAAAAUACGCUGGAUUUAUUCAUAUGAAAGCUGUGGCUGGUAUGAAGAUGUCUUACCAGGUCCAGCAGGCAAUCAACAGCUGUCAGAAGGAUCCUGUGAGGGGCUUUAGGCAGGAUGAAUCCAGCAGUGCUUUGUGCUCACAUCUUUACUCCAUGAUCCGAGGGAACCGGCAACACCGACGAGCCUUUCUAAUUUCCUUACUCAACCUCUUUGAUGACACAGCUAAAACAGAGGUGAAUAUGCUCUUGUAUAUAGCAGACAAUCUAGCUUGUUUUCCUUACCAAACCCAGGAGGAGCCACUUUUUAUAAUGCACCAUAUAGACAUUACAUUAUCAGUUUCUGGUAGUAACCUUCUCCAGUCAUUUAAAGAGUCUAUGGUGAAGUAUAAAAAAGAGCGGAAGCCUUCAUCUGACGAAGAGAGUGAAAGUGAAAGUGACAGCGAGAGCGACAGCGAGAGCGAGGAGGAAGUCCACAAGCCCCGGAAGUUGCGGAAACGUGCAGAUUCCGAGUCAGAUUCAGAUGAAGAGAACGAUAUAAACGCGGUCAUGAAGUGUUUGCCAGACAAUUCAGCCCCUCUAAUUGAAUUUGCAAAUGUCUCCCAGGGUAUAUUGUUGCUUUUGAUGUUAAAGCAGCAUUUGAAAAACCUCUGUGGAUUUUCUGAUAGUAAAAUUCAGAAAUACUCCCCCUCUGAAUCGGCGAAAGUGUAUGACAAAGCGAUAAACAGAAAGACAGGAGUUCACUUCCAUCCAAAACAGACGUUGGACUUCCUUCGAAGUGAUAUGGCUAAUUCCAAGCUCACAGAAGAAGUGAAGAGGAGUAUAGUUAAACAGUACUUAGAUUUCAAGCUUCUGAUGGAACACUUGGAUCCUGACGAAGAAGAGGAGGAUGGUGAAGUGUCAGCCAGCACGAACGCUCGUAACAAAGCUAUUACCUCGCUGCUUGGAGGAGGCAGCCCUAAAAACAAUGCAGCUGAGACAGAGGAUGAUGAGAGUGAUGGGGAGGAUAGAGGAGGAGGCACUUCAGGGUCAUUGAGAAGGUCAAAACGAAAUUCAGACUCUACGGAGUUGGCAGCACAGAUGAAUGAAAGUGUUGAUGUCAUGGAUGUCAUCGCUAUUUGCUGUCCAAAGUACAAAGAUCGGCCGCAAAUUGCACGAGUAGUACAGAAAACCAGCAAUGGCUUCAGUGUUCAGUGGAUGGCGGGCUCCUACAGUGGCUCCUGGACUGAGGCUAAGCGCCGUGACGGUCGCAAACUGGUGCCUUGGGUAGACACUAUUAAAGAGUCAGACAUUAUUUACAAAAAAAUUGCUCUAACGAGUGCUAAUAAGCUGACUAAUAAAGUGGUUCAGACUUUACGAUCGCUGUAUGCCGCCAAGGAUGGAACUUCCAGCUAAUGCAUUUGUACAUGCAGCCAAAUUUUACAGGAAAUGAAAUAACAGAGAAAAAACUUGAAAUACCAACUUUCUGGCAAAAAAAAAAAAUCAAUUUAAUGAAGAGUAAGAAUGACACCUGGGAUGCAGGAAACGGAAGGAAAAUGUUUGGUAAACAUUUUUGUGGGAGCUCCCUUCGCUGUUGUGCAGCAGAAACUUCUCAGUUCAUUUUUACUCCCACUGUAUAAUAGUUUAACAAAAAUUGUUUAUAUCUUGAAAAAAAAACCUUUCUGUUUAAAAAAAAUAAACAAGUGAAUGUUGGAAAUUAGUCUGUUAAUGUUCUUAAUAAAGUGUUCUUGGAGUUUAACCUAGCAGCGGAUGGCUUUCUUUAGCUUAGCCCAGUUUUCCAGGGAAGCUUUGUUUUUUCCAGGCUGUAAAAUGGCAGAAUCUCCUGGAUAUAUAAUUUAUUCUGUUGGGGGAAAAAAGCAUGCAGUAUCUAUGACCUAUCUGCAGGAGGAGUUUUUGUAAAUGUAGAUUUUGAUGUAUUAGGUCACCCUGAAUAAUACAAGAAAAGGGAUCCCCAGCAAAUCUGGUGGAACGAAUACUGCAAUAAAUUUUUUUACUUCUCUUUGUUACUUGUCUGUUUCCAUUUGAAUUUCUUAUUGUAAAGAUUUGUUUAAAUCCAUUUAUAUUAUUUUGCAGUCUUUUAUGUAAAAUUUACUAUAUCGGUGGUUUUCAAAGCAAGACAUAAAUAUUGUUUAUACAGUUUGUAUAGGCUGACUUCUGAAUAAUUGGUAUCUUUUAUUUUUAUCCCUUAAAAGGGUGUAAACACAAGUUAACUCCAGGGUUUUAUUGUAUCCUGCAAUAUUUAGUAUUAACUAUAUAUGAUUUAGCACUGUGCCAAACACAUUUUCAAGAGUACAUUUUGAUAUAAAAAGAAACUCUAGUUUA
Euleptes europaea (tarantolino) is the source of this 9326-nucleotide messenger RNA. It is a transcript of the gene NIPBL, whose product is annotated as NIPBL cohesin loading factor. Bases 81 to 8399 code for a protein of 2772 amino acids. Gene Ontology annotation, biological process: embryonic viscerocranium morphogenesis; establishment of protein localization to chromatin; brain development. The transcript has 46 exons. NCBI's taxonomy places the organism in Eukaryota, Metazoa, Chordata, Lepidosauria, Squamata, Sphaerodactylidae. Gene Ontology annotation, molecular function: chromatin binding. The record is from RefSeq and is a predicted model, not a curated record. Gene Ontology annotation, cellular component: Scc2-Scc4 cohesin loading complex.